AUGUCGCAGAUGCUCGCGCGGCUGCUGCCGGCGCUCCUCCGGCACCUAUCAGGAGAUACUGUGUUUACCGCACACAACCACAGCGGCGACGAGGAUGUAAGCAGCGCCCAUGCGGUGGCAGAAGAGGUGAGGAAAGCAGAAAAGAAGCAGCAAAGCAGCCAGAAUGGAGUUGAACCAGAGAAGCUGCCACAGCAGCAGGACCACGCGUUUCAUCUUCGUCAGGCCUGGUGCGGUGGUGAGCUGCACGGGCAAUGCGGUAGUAGCGGGAUGGUUGGCAGUCGUAGUGGUAGUGCUGAUGUUGCUGCUACUGCAGCUGGUGUUGGUUGGCAUCGUUGUAGCGCCCAGCGCUGGCGGCGUUGUGUGGAGUUGUGGCGUCAUCUGUUGGGUUCAGACCGACUGUUUCUUGCGCUGCUCUUCCACAGCGGUGCUCUGUGGGCAGUGGAGUGGUGCCCGUCGGUAUCCUCACCAGCCCCAGAUGCCGCCGCCACAGGCACGGAGGCGCCACGAUCGUGGUCAAAGUCUGUCGUGUGGUUUUUGCAACUUCACGAGGAGACGGCCACGCCUGUGAAGGUUGACGGCAGCACGAGCCUCGCUGCCUCUGCCGUUGCUACCACCAGCGGCAGCAGCACUACGGAAGGCUGCAAGGGAGAGACAGGCUCCGCGCCACACAUGUAUGCAGAGGACGAAGUGGUGGUGCAGCGUACGGCGAUGACGCUCCUGAGCGAGUGGUUUGCGAUAGUGGAUCGCUGCGGGAAACGGUUUGCCCGCGCCUACUACUUUUCGUGUGCGCUUAAGAUCGCCGCGCUUGUUGGGAACUUGGCGCUAGUGGAGGACAUUCCCCACCUGCAUGAUAUUGUGCUGCAGGAGCCGCGUUCCGUUGCGCAGUUCACCACAUUCUGUAGUAUUCUGUGCUGCCUCCUUGUGGAGGAGGCACAGCAGCAGCAGCCCUUCCGCCUGCAACUUCCACCGCCAUUUUUUCUUCUGAAUUUUAACCUCAUUGGUCGUGGCUCUCGCAUUGGUGUAUGGCUACCGCGAAAACUAACCGGUGACAUGACCGGAGUCUCAAGACACGGUGCAGCCGCCGCCAGUGGUGGUAGUGGUGGUGGCGCAUGCGCUCAGGAAGCCCAGUUUCACUCCUGUGAGGUGUGCUCUUUUGGCGUCAUGCUACGCGUGCCACCUGCCUCUGCUGCAUCAGCCUCGGUGCCUGCCACGGGGGACCUCAUACUUGGUGUGCGGCUCCUUGAUGAGGCGUAUGUGCAGGUGAUGGAUGUGCUGCCGAUAAUGUGCUACGAUGCGGAUGACGUUGAGGUGGCGGAGAAGAAGGAGGAGGAACAUGACAAUAACAAGCCCUCGUUGAAUAACAGUGAGGACGGGCGUGGGCAGCAACUUUGCAUCCCUCCUGAGCGUAAGCGGCGAGGUCGUGGUCGGCGGCCCAAAGCCAUCACCACGACCGCCGAUGUAGCACCCUCGCCGUGUCGGUGCUGGUCUGCUUUCUCUCCGCUCACGCAGGGCUACGUGCGGGUGGAUCUGCUCCACCCGCGCGCCGUUUCCGCCAUUGUUCCGCCGAUGCCAGCAUCAUCGCCCUCUGCCUCCACGGGAGGGCCUGGGCGACGCCGGAGCCAGCGGCUUCACCACCCACAGCCACAGUCACAUGAGGAGGCACCUACCGGCACCGUACCUCUGCGUCGGAGUUCCUGCAUUACGGCGCAGCGAGACCCGCUCGCAACGAUAGUGUUUGCCCUUGCGACAACGGCGCGUCGUCUCAUCGGAUGUCGUGGUCUUUUUUUGGAGCCACCAUGCAAGCCCUCGCUGCCCACGGCAGCCGCGGUCCACAAUGCGGACACUGGAGCAGAGGACGGAGUGGGGGGUAAAGGGAAACACGCGAGGGGCCCACGUGAUGUUGGUGGCGAAACAACUCAGAGACGGGCGUGGGGUACGGCGGAUGAAACACACUCCACCGCCGCCGAUAGGGUUUCCACCGGGGCUCUCGCCGCACUUCAUACUGUGGAGGAGGAGCUGGAAUGCCUUACCGAAUGUGCGAUUCACCUUUUUCUGGAGGCGAUGCUUCUGUGUCGUGCGCUUUCGAGCGAAGUGGUGCCGCAAAUCGAUGCAUGGGCGAUGGAGGUGGCGUCAAACGCCGUGGAUCUCGCUCUCGCCACUCCCCAGCCUGUUUCACGGCAUCUGCACGCCGUUGGGUACGUCCUCUGUCUCGUACCACAUCCGCAUCAGUCGCUACUCGUCACUGUAGGCCUCUUUGCCACUCUCGCCCAACGCCAGCGGGAGGGUAAUAAAAGCAGCAUUAAUGCCGGUCAUGCUAUUGGCGGUCACGUUGGCGGGGGCGAAAAAGAACGCAUGCGGCACGGCAACGUUGCUUCCACCGGGUGGUGGGAUGUGUUCAAGGUGUGCGUGUUGAAGGACGCUGUCAUACCGGGCCAGCUGUGUAGCGGCACAUGGGAGCUGGUGGAGCGGGUGGAGCGGUCGCUGCGCGUCACCCCGCAUGUGCGCCUUCACAGCAGACAGCAGCAGCAGCAGCAACAACAACAACAACAAGACGACGGCAACACCAUUCAAACAGCCAACGAGGAAGGCAAGCUUCGGGAUCGGGUGCCUGCAGCAAGUGAGGAAGCGACACCGUGCCGUAGUCGUCUGGCGCUGCAGUGCCCCCGGACCAGUGUGGAGAAUGAUGGACCUGUGAAGAAGAUGAAAUCCGAACUACAGCCAGUACCGGUGUGGGUCCGGGCCACCAGAGUUGUGGAGGUCGGUACGCAGAAGCGUGAUUUGUCGCUUCGGGACUGGGUCAUGGCGAUGUGGUGGUCAUUAGAGCGCGCCGCCGCGGACGCCGUCUGA
Molecule: messenger RNA, 2847 nt
Organism: Trypanosoma rangeli
Lineage: Eukaryota; Euglenozoa; Kinetoplastea; Trypanosomatida; Trypanosomatidae
Exons: 1
Coding region: 1-2847 (948 amino acids)
Source: RefSeq, a predicted model, not a curated record